This is a messenger RNA of Galeopterus variegatus (Sunda flying lemur), 363 nucleotides long. Its product is annotated as GRAM domain-containing protein 1B-like. The record is from RefSeq and is a predicted model, not a curated record. The transcript is spliced from 4 exons. Lineage: Eukaryota; Metazoa; Chordata; Mammalia; Dermoptera; Cynocephalidae. The annotation marks the transcript as partial.
AUGAAGGAAUCUGUCCUUAACAGGAAGACCAGAUCAGCAGUGGGGGGGUGUGAACCGCCCGCUCCAGGCUCCUGUGUAGGCCUCAGUCAGUCUGAAUGUUAUUGCAAGGCCAAGCCGGGAUCAUGGAGCCGGCUGAUAUGGCAACAGCAAAGCACUGCCAGUAACUCAAACCGCAGCACACCGGCCUGCUCUCCCAUCCUCCGGAAGCGGUCCCGCUCACCGACCCCACAGAACCAGGACGGAGACGCUAUGGUGGAGAAGGGCUCAGACCACUCCUCGGACAAGUCCCCGUCCACGCCGGAGCAGGGCGUGCAGCGCAGCUGCUCCUCGCAGUCCGGCCGGAGUGGUGGCAAAAACUCCAAG